This is a messenger RNA of Hemiscyllium ocellatum (epaulette shark), 1008 nucleotides long. RefSeq names its product ubiquitin carboxyl-terminal esterase L1 (ubiquitin thiolesterase) (gene uchl1). Gene Ontology annotation, cellular component: cytoplasm. Gene Ontology annotation, biological process: ubiquitin-dependent protein catabolic process; protein deubiquitination. Lineage: Eukaryota; Metazoa; Chordata; Chondrichthyes; Orectolobiformes; Hemiscylliidae. Bases 70 to 624 code for a protein of 184 amino acids. The transcript is spliced from 7 exons. Gene Ontology annotation, molecular function: cysteine-type deubiquitinase activity. The record is from RefSeq and is a predicted model, not a curated record.
UCUCGUCUGGGUGUGGCAUCGAGCUGGAAGUUCGUGGAUGUCUUGGGUUUAGAAAAUGAAUCCCUCUCCAUGGUACCAUCGCCAGUGUGUGCUUUAAUGUUACUAUUUCCUUUAAGCCAACAGCACGAAUCGUACAGGGACCGUCAAACAUCCGAACUGAGUGGAAAGGGUAUUGACUCAAAAGUUUACUUCUUGAAGCAGACCAUUUCAAAUUCAUGUGGAACUGUUGGACUUAUCAAUGCCAUUGCUAACAAUCAAGAUAAGCUUGACUUUGUGGAAGGCUCUAUAUUGAAAAGGUUUCUGAAUGAGACCAUGGACCUUUCAGCAGCAGAGAGAGCUAAGCAACUGGAACAAAACCAGGAAAUUAAAUCAGCACACGACGCCACUGCAGAGGAGGGAGAGUGUCAGGUACAUGAAGAUGGCACAAACUUCCAUUUUAUCACUCUUGUUGGUGUAGAUGAGCACCUCUAUGAACUAGAUGGAAGAAUGCCAUUCCCUAUUGACCAUGGAGAAACAUCAAAUGAUCAACUCUUACAGGAUGCAGCAAAGAUAUGUAGACAAUUUAUGGAGCGUGAUCAAGGAGAAGUUCGCUUCACUGCUGUGGCCCUCAGCAAAGCCUCUUGAAUGUCAAGCGCACAAUCACUUCAAUGUACUGUUUUAAGCUUUCUGAAUGCUUUGCUUAACUUUAUUGGGGUACUUUUUAAUACUCUUGCACUUGUGUAGAAGUCUUAAUGGCUGGCAUUUCUGCACCUCUUUGUGUAAUAUCCUUUUAUCUUUGGAGUGUAGACCAGUGUUUGCUUUAGAAUAUAAAUAUUGGAUUGUAAUGUUUCAUGCCUAAUAUGCAGUGUAAUAGUUGGUCAGUCAUUUAAGUGGCAAAGCAUUCUGCACCUUUCUGACUAAAGUUGAAGGUUGCUGCAGGGAUUUGUAGGAAGCUUGUUCAGUUCCACAUUGUGCCUCUUUUACAGCUAUCCCUGACAACACUGGCUGUAACCUGAAAUUAAAAAAAAU